AUGGGCAACGGCAGGUUCCUGGGGGCGUCCACGACCCUGGAGGGCAUGUUGUCGGUGUUUGUAGGCGGGUAUAAAAGGGGGGAGAUAUUCUGGCGCGUGGUCUUCCUCGGCGGCGUAGUAGGUGGCUCGUACUGGCUGUCUGAAACAGCAGCCGGAGGCGUCGAUUUCGCGAAGGGGGCGUUCGAACGCCUGCCAAGCACGUACACCGAGCAGCGCGCUGCGCUCGCGGGGGGCCUCGUUGGCCUGGGCGCGUCGCUUGCGGGGGGGUCGACCCUGACUCAUGGGCUGAGUGGGCUGUCGGUCGGUGGGGUGCGGGGAGGACUGGCGACGGCCGUCAUGAUCGCUGCGGGCGCAGCGGCCGCAUCUUCGACCGGCGCCGCGGCCGCGCUCGGCGUCGACGAGAAGAAGGGCACCGCCCUUACGUCGCCUGCGAUGCCGCGCAGCGUGCAAGAGUGGACGUGGCUGGGGACCAUCAUCGUCGUGCCUGCGCUGUUCGUGUUUGCAUCGCUCAGGGGCGCGGCGCACGCGGCCACGGCGCUGGAGCGGGCGAAGAAGACGGCGUUCUUCCUCAAGCACGGUCCGAAGCGCACCGAGUCGCUCAUUCGUCGCGGGUGGAAGGUGAACGAGCUCUUCGGGGAGUUCUUCGCCGGCGCCCUCACCAUGUUCGCCCUGGGCGCGACGGGCGUCACGCACCCGUCCAAGGUGGUCGCGUUCUUGUCGUUUGCGUCCCCUGCCUGGGACCCCACGGUCGGACUGGCCAUGGCGACGGCGGCCGCGGUCGCGGCGCCCCUCGGCCUCUGGGCGCUGGGCCCCAGGUGGUUGGCAACGCGGCCCGCCUUCCGGGAGGCUUUUGCGCUGCCAUCUAAGACGGAUGUCGACCCGUUCCUGAUUCUGGGCGCGGCGCUAUUUGGGGCCGGGUGGGGCACCGGCGGCCUCUCGCCCGUGACUGCGAUCGCGAACGUGAGCCAGUGCGCGGAGAACCCCCAGAUGCUAACGUUCCUCCAGUACAUGGUGGCCGGCAUCAUGCUGCGACUCCUGGGAGCCAAGCUGGCCUCGCGCGCCGCCGGACUCAUACGCGGCAAGGCACCCCUGGCGUCGACCGGCCGCAUCUCCUCUGCCGCCGCGCCGGGCUUGCGAGAGCGUCGGUGA
Messenger RNA from Pedinophyceae sp. YPF-701, 1149 nucleotides. NCBI's taxonomy places the organism in Eukaryota, Viridiplantae, Chlorophyta, Pedinophyceae. The record is from the annotation of a GenBank genome assembly.